AUGGCGGUCAGAACUAUUAGGCGUGAUAUUUUAGAAAGUCUUUCUGCUGAUAUUGACGCUUUGUUCAAACAAGUUGAGCUUAAAUACUGGGGACUUCUACCGUGGGAUGCAAUUUCAGAAAAGCUGGCAGUCCAGGACUUUUUUCGUGAGCUUUCUCAUGGGAAGAAAGAGGCUAUUCUUGCGUAUUCUAACAAGUAUUCACCCGAAGAGAAGCUUGCAGCUUCGUGUUUACACGACAUGGCUUGUUCUGAGCUUACGUUCUGGGCAAAAUCUAUUAGUCGUAGGCUGUAUUUUACAGCCAGGCAUUCCCAUCCUUGGGUAGUGGAAUUCAGCUCAAGAUUACAAACGCUGGUUUUUGAACAUUAUUAA
Paramuricea clavata is the source of this 369-nucleotide messenger RNA. NCBI's taxonomy places the organism in Eukaryota, Metazoa, Cnidaria, Anthozoa, Malacalcyonacea, Plexauridae. The record is from the annotation of a GenBank genome assembly.